UUGGAGAGGAGACAAAACUCCAUUUCUUUGAAUCUGAGGCGGGGAGAGGUGCAGGCGGAUCUUAACCCAGUGGCCGGGGCAAGAGGAGGCGGAGCCAACAAGAGCACGCUUCCGGCCGAGACGCCACGGGAAGGGAAGAAGCCCGGGACAGAACGGGUCUAUCCUAGUUCUGUUGUGACGCUCAGAACCAGGGGCGGAGUGUCUAGGUGGCGACAUUCCAGGCACGGAGGACUUAGGAGGAGGUGCGCUGUCGCCUGCGAAGACUGCAGUGAGUCCUCCGAACUGCUGGGCUCAGGGAGGGCAGAACGAGGAGUCGGUGCCAGAGACACCGGGAAACCGAAGAGUGCGCAGGCGGGACGCGGACCAUCUCGGAACUCGGCUUUACCAUACCCCGAGCACCGGAUGGAGCUGAUCCUGAGUACCAGCCCAGCAAAGCUGACUCUAGAUCCUGCAUGCCAGCCAGAGCUGACCCUGAGUUUCAACCAGACCAAGCUAACCCUGGAUCCUGCACACCAGCCAGAGCUGUUGCUGAGUCCCAGGCUAGCUGAGCUGACCCUGGAUUCUACAUGCCGCCCAGAGAUGAGCCUCAGAUCUGGCCCAGCUGAGCUUACCCUGGAGCCUGAACACAAGGCAGAGAAGACCCCUGCCCUCAACCCGGCUGAGUUGACCCUGGAGCCUGUGCACUGCCGACCCGAGCUGCUGAGUGCCUGUGCUGACCUCAUCAAUGACCAGUGGCCACGAAGUCGCGCCUCCCGCCUCCACUCCCUGGGCCAGUCCUCAGAUGCCUUCCCCCUCUGCCUGAUGCUGCUGAGCCCUCAUCCCACACCUGGAACCGCCCCUAUCGUGGUGGGCCAUGCCCGCUUAUCCCGGGUGCUGGACCAUCCCCACAGCCUCUUAGUGGAGACAGUGGUGGUAGCCCGUGCUCUGCGGGGCCGUGGCUUUGGUCGCCGCCUCAUGGAGGGCUUGGAGGUCUUUGCCCGAGCCCGGGGCUUCCGACGGCUGCACCUCACCACUCAUGACCAGCUAUACUUCUAUGCCCACCUGGGCUACCAACUGGGCGAGCCUGUGCAGGGUUUGGUCUUCGCCAGCCGUCGCCUGCCCACCACCCUCCUACGUGCCUUCUCUAAGACACCAUGCCCCCAGGCACCCGGCAAGGAGCCCAUCCUAGCUGCCCAAGCUGUCCCAAGGAGCUCCAAGGGACCCCCAUUGCCACCACCUCCUCCCCUACCCCAGUCAAUGACUACCUCACCCCCUCCGUCACCAGGGCCCCUUCCUCCAAGCCUGCUAGAGACUCAGUACCGAGAUCUGAAGGGGUGCCCUAUAUUCUGGAUGGAAAAAGACAUCUGAAGGCUAGGCACUGUCUUUCUGGAAUGCUGGGUUGUCCAGAUCAGUCCCAGCCUCAGCCCCACGGGCCAUACUUCAGCCCCCUGAGGACAACCUUAGCCUGUGUAUGUUUCCUGGGUACCAGUGGGCCAGGAGGUGGCUUCAGAGCUUCGGCUCAGAGCUGUCAGCGUGGCUGAAUAAAGGCUUCCGUUAGGUAUGGCUGUGACAGUUUAUUGGUUAACC
This is a messenger RNA of Acomys russatus (golden spiny mouse), 1566 nucleotides long. RefSeq names its product N-alpha-acetyltransferase 80, NatH catalytic subunit (gene Naa80). Gene Ontology annotation, cellular component: cytoplasm. The transcript has 2 exons. The record is from RefSeq and is a predicted model, not a curated record. Gene Ontology annotation, molecular function: acetyl-CoA binding; N-acetyltransferase activity. NCBI's taxonomy places the organism in Eukaryota, Metazoa, Chordata, Mammalia, Rodentia, Muridae. Bases 403 to 1347 code for a protein of 314 amino acids. Gene Ontology annotation, biological process: protein acetylation.